Molossus molossus (Pallas's mastiff bat) is the source of this 830-nucleotide messenger RNA. RefSeq names its product mitochondrial pyruvate carrier 2 (gene MPC2). NCBI's taxonomy places the organism in Eukaryota, Metazoa, Chordata, Mammalia, Chiroptera, Molossidae. Gene Ontology annotation, molecular function: pyruvate transmembrane transporter activity. The coding region runs from base 189 to 572 and encodes 127 amino acids. Gene Ontology annotation, cellular component: mitochondrial inner membrane. The record is from RefSeq and is a predicted model, not a curated record. The transcript has 5 exons. Gene Ontology annotation, biological process: pyruvate import into mitochondria.
CCAUCUCCGGGCCCCGGCCCCUGGGUGAUUCGCAGGGGGACAGGCCGAGCGGCAGCGGGAAGAGCCCCGAGGGGGGAGGACGCGAGGCCCUGAGCCGGGAAAAGUGACGAGCUGUCUUUCGUCGUCAGCCAGGGACGAGUACGCGGCCACUCUCCCGCCCGCCUGGCCACGAUCCCUCAUCCGCAGACAUGUCAGCCGCCGGCGUCCGGGGCCUCAGGGCCACCUACCACCGGGUCCUCGAUAAAGUGGAGCUCAUGCUGCCCGAGAAACUGAGGCCGCUGUACAACCACCCGGCAGGUCCCAGAACAGUUUUUUUCUGGGCUCCAAUUAUGAAAUGGGGAUUGGUGUGCGCAGGAUUGGCGGACAUGGCCAGGCCUGCCGAGAAACUCAGCACGGCUCAAUCUGCUGUUCUGAUGGCUACAGGGCUUAUUUGGUCCAGAUACUCACUUGUAAUUAUUCCAAAAAACUGGAGUCUGUUUGCUGUUAAUUUCUUCGUCGGCGCAGCAGGAGCCUCUCAGCUCUUUCGGAUCUGGAGGUAUAACCAAGAACUAAAGGCGAAAGCAAACAAAUAGAAGGGUUCCUGAAAAUCCUUACACCCUAGAUGUAGGCAUAGCCCCUGGGACCUGGUUGGAUUUGUUAUUUGGUUAUUGGUAAGGUGAUGUUCACUAUACUAAUUGGAACACAUUAAAAAAAUCUCACUUAGCUUGAUUCAGCAGAAAAAUAAAGCAAAUUUCUAAUAACAGUGUCUCUCUACAUAUGACUUAAGGAACUUAUCUAUGGAUAUUAGUAUUUUUUCCUACUAUUUGCCCAUAAUAAAUUAUACAUACUCA